CUGAAUGCGACCAGCGAAAAGGGUGACGUUGGUUGGCGCUCAGCUGGAGACACUGCGGACGCAUGGUCGUCGAGGCGAGCAUCGGGUGCAUCGACGCGGCACGCCAGCUCCCCAGCGCGGGGCAGGGCCAGAGCACUGCAACGGCGCACUGCACGACGUCACCCCCCUUGGUGCCAAACCAAGACUGCAAGUCAGCUCUGGUGAGCAGCGCAUCAGCUGUGGCCUGCAGCGUGUGCAGCAUCGGAGGCAGCGGGAUGGAACAUAGCGGGGGAGGCAGUGACGUAAGUUGUACCAAGGCGAAGAGUGCGAAUGGGAUGAUGAUGUUUCAUAGACACUAUGGCAAUCGCAAUGGCCCUCCGCCCCUGAAACCAGACGAGCUUUCACCAGCUAGGAACACAGUGGUGAGUGUUGCACGGGACCCUGGCUAUGUCGUUGCUGGCCAAACGCGCUUCCCAGACGAUAUCUCCGACUUCGGGUGUCCGCAUCAUCCCAGUAGUGUCGGGUGCACGAAGUUUCCAUGCUAGCUCUUU
This is a messenger RNA of Tilletiaria anomala UBC 951, 530 nucleotides long. RefSeq lists its product as uncharacterized. The transcript is spliced from 2 exons. The record is from RefSeq and is a predicted model, not a curated record. NCBI's taxonomy places the organism in Eukaryota, Fungi, Basidiomycota, Exobasidiomycetes, Georgefischeriales, Tilletiariaceae. The coding region runs from base 63 to 524 and encodes 153 amino acids.